Messenger RNA from Ricinus communis (castor bean), 2348 nucleotides. Its product is annotated as F-box/kelch-repeat protein At1g22040. NCBI's taxonomy places the organism in Eukaryota, Viridiplantae, Streptophyta, Magnoliopsida, Malpighiales, Euphorbiaceae. Gene Ontology annotation, molecular function: protein binding. Bases 417 to 1832 code for a protein of 471 amino acids. The transcript is spliced from 2 exons. The record is from RefSeq and is a predicted model, not a curated record.
GCCAAAGUUUACUGGUGUUUCAGAAAUAAACCUUAAUUAAUUGGAAAUUUACACGUAAAUGGGUGGAUAUUUACAGGUAGCACGUCAACAUUUUAUUAUUAUUAUUUUAUUUUAUUUUGAAGAAUGAAGUCAAGCAGACGCAGCAGUGAAAGCUUGAAAACUAAAAAAUUAUGAACAAAUUAUAUAUAUCGUUAAAAAGUGCUUAUAGUUGUAGUACACAGAACAGUAUAUACACGCACAGGAAACAAAGGGGAAAAGAAAAGGAAAAUUCCUUGAAUCUAUAGGUACAGAUUAAUGCUUUAAUUUGUCCUGGUUCUUACUUACACUUCUUCUGGUUCUCUUGGCUUGACUCUCUCGGCUUUUACCUAAAGCAUUCUCCAAGUUCAUAGUUGGAAUUGCUAACUGGGAGUUUCAUAAUGGGAGCUAUUUUCAGUUUAACUAGUACCAAGUGUAGAACAAACCAAUUUAAUGAGGUGUCUCUCAAUGGCGGCUGCAAGAGGCAAAAGACAACUUCGAGCUUUUGUGAUGACAGACCGAGACUGAUUCCAAGCCUUCCUGAUGAGUUGUCAAUCCAGAUUCUUGCAAAAAUUCCCAGAAGUUACUACUUCAAUCUGAGGCUGGUGUCACGAAAGUGGAAGGAAACUAUUAUGAGCAAUGAACUGUUUAAAUUAAGAAAAGAACUUGGAUUGACAGAAGAGUGGCUAUAUGUAUUGACAAAAGUUGAAGAUGAACUUUCAUGGCAUGCUUUGGAACCUUUGUCAAGAACAUGGCAGAGGUUGCCUCAGAUGCCCAAUGUUUAUGCAGAAGAAUCUAGGAACAGUUCCUCUGGGCUUUGGUUGUGGAACGUGGUGGGACAGCGCAUUAGAAUUGCUGAAACAAUAAGGACUUGGCUUGGGCAAAAGCAGGCAUUGAAUCAAAUGCCCUUUUGCGGUUGUGCAAUUGGUGCUGUUGAUGGAUGCCUCUAUGUGCUUGGUGGCUUUUUUAAAGCUUCAACCAUUAGUUGCGUCUGGCGAUAUGACCCAAUCCUAAAUAGAUGGAGUGAGGUCACUCCCAUGUCUACAGGGAGGGCUUAUUGCAAGACAAGCAUUUUGAACGACAAGCUAUAUGUUGUUGGAGGUGUUAGUCAGUUAGGAGGGGGACUGAUUCCUCUUCAGUCUGCUGAAGUUUUUGACCCUUGCACAGAUAAAUGGUCUGAAGUUCCAAGUAUGCCGUUCUCAAAAUCUCAUGCCUUUUGGCCAGACAUGCUGAAGCCUAUUGCCACUGGGAUGACUUCAUACAGGGGAAGAUUAUGUGUGCCUCAAAGUUUAUACUCGUGGCCCUUCUUUGUUGAUGCUGGGGGGGAAAUAUAUGAUCCUGAAACCAAUUCAUGGGCUGAAAUGCCAGCUGGCAUGGGAGAAGGUUGGCCUGCACGCCAGGCAGGUACAAAGUUGAGUGUUGUGGUAGAUGGUGAAUUAUAUUCAUUAGAUCCCUCUAGUUCUCAAGAUAGUGGUAAGAUUAAGGUGUAUGAUCAAAAAGAAGAUGCCUGGAAAGUUGUUAUAGGAAAAGUUCCUAUUUAUGAUUCUGGAGAUUCAGAUUCUCCUCAUCUUCUUGCUGGUUUUCAUGGAAAGAUUCAUGUUGUCACAAGAGAUGCCAAUCAUAGACUUGUAGUCAUGCAGGCUGGUCUUCGUGAUAAUUUGAAUUCCUUAGCACUGAGCUCAACUUCUCAUUUUGAUGGCUCCUUGCAUGAGCAUUCUGCCUCAUUGGCUGAAUCAGAAACAGUUGUCUGGAAGGUCGUUGCCAGUAAGAAUAUUGAAUCUGCCGAACUUGUCAGUUGCCAAGUUCUUGAUAUAUAGCAUUAUGUUGAUUGGCAUGCUUUAUUAUUUAUUCAGAGAAUUGCUAUCUUACAACUUAUAAGAGCGAUAACAUGGUGGUCAGACUCACUAUGUGAUGUUCAGAAAUGUCAUCAUAACUUUCAUAGUCUGUUUAGACCCCCUAAUAAGGCAGCCACCUAGAUUUACCUAAUUAGAGGUAGAAGAUCAAGAAUAUCAUCAGCAAGUUCAUCAAGUUUCCUUUAUUCUUUGUUUGGCCUUCUUGGCAUCAUUGGAUAGAGUUUCUCAUUGUAAAUUGUGUGUGCUGCUGAUUUUCAGAUCUGGUGAGUUGGAAUGUUGUGCAGUUUAAAGAUGAAAUUGCGGGCAUGUUAUUAUCCUAAUCAGGAUAGAGUAAAAUGUUUUUUUUUUUAAACUAGAAAGUUAUUGUAUCAGUCAUAUAAUUGUAUGUGAAGGUGCUGUGUAACAAGAAUUUAUGAUAGAUCUCUACCAGAUCCAAAUUAUCAAAUAAGGGAGACAUCUUCUUCUUGAUUUGUUGCACAA